AUGAGUUCAUAUUUCGUCAACUCGCUCUUCUCCAAAUAUAAAAGCGGGGACUCGUUACGUCCGAACUACUACGAGUGCGGGUUCGCGCAGGACCUGGCUGGCAGCCGGCCCACCGUGGUGUACGGCCCGAGCUCCGGCGCCACCUUCCAGCACGCUCCGCAAAUCCAGGACUUCUACCACCACAGCGCCUCGACGCUGCCCAGCAACCCAUACCAGCAGAGCCCGUGCGCGGUCACAUGCCACGGUGAACCGGGGAACUUCUACGGAUACGACGCCUUGCAGCGGCAGACACUUUUCGGCGCCCAGGACGCGGAUCUGGUUCAGUACAGCGACUGUAAGCUGGGAGGCGCGCCCGGACUCGGGAGCGAGGACGCGGAGGGCACCGAGCAGAGUCCCUCGCCGACGCAACUCUUCCCUUGGAUGAGGCCGCAAGUAGCUGCUGGCAGGAGGCGGGGCCGCCAAACCUACAGUCGCUACCAGACCCUGGAGCUGGAGAAGGAGUUCCUGUUCAACCCCUACCUGACCCGGAAACGCCGUAUCGAGGUGUCGCACGCGCUGGCGCUGACGGAGAGGCAGGUGAAGAUCUGGUUCCAGAAUCGGAGGAUGAAGUGGAAGAAGGAGAACAACAAGGACAAGUUCCCCAGUAGCAAGAGCGAACAGGAGGCAGUGGAGAGGGAGAGGAGGGAGAAGGAGCUGCGGGAUGGCGGUAGCGGCGGAGGUGGCGGUGGUGCAGGAGGAGGAAGUGGAGAAGGAGGUGGUGGAGGAGGCUCGGUGGCAGGCACAGCGGGGUCACAGGCUUCUGUGAACGACGAUUGCUGCGAGAAAAGCCACAAGCAAAUGUAG
This is a messenger RNA of Pelmatolapia mariae (spotted tilapia), 843 nucleotides long. It is a transcript of the gene hoxb8a, whose product is annotated as homeobox B8a. The record is from RefSeq and is a predicted model, not a curated record. The transcript has 2 exons. Gene Ontology annotation, biological process: regulation of transcription by RNA polymerase II. Gene Ontology annotation, molecular function: RNA polymerase II transcription regulatory region sequence-specific DNA binding; DNA-binding transcription factor activity, RNA polymerase II-specific. Gene Ontology annotation, cellular component: nucleus. Bases 1 to 843 code for a protein of 280 amino acids. NCBI's taxonomy places the organism in Eukaryota, Metazoa, Chordata, Actinopteri, Cichliformes, Cichlidae.